This is a messenger RNA of Chrysemys picta bellii (western painted turtle), 6649 nucleotides long. The record is from RefSeq and is a predicted model, not a curated record. Lineage: Eukaryota; Metazoa; Chordata; Testudines; Emydidae.
GACUGGUGGCCAGGACCCGGGCAGUGUGAGUGCCACUGAAAAUCAGCUCGUGUGCUGCCUUCGGCACAUGUGCCAUAGGUUGUCUACCCCUGGGCUAGAUUGUGACUUGAAGUAUGCACUAGCACAGUGGCAUGAGGGGGAGACUCCCCUUUCACCCUGCAGAAGCUACCUGGAACUUAAGUGUGCAAAAGUAAACAGGUGCGGUGGUGCCCGUUUACUCAUUCUUUGGAGUGAGUGGGCAGAGAAGAGUAGGGAAUAUUGGAGCCUUGAGUCUGCCUCCCCAUGUGCUGGCCAGCACAUCUGAGCCAGUGAGGGCUAAGGCUUCUGGCAUAGGCUACCAGUAGAUUACUACUCUUGUGCAAGAGGGGAACCAAGAGAAAGUGGUGCUUCCAAGAGAUAUCUCAGAGUCACCUUUCCUCCUGAGGCUGCUUCUGGAGUCAUGCAGUUUAUGCAUUGACCCUCGCCCAGGACUGUGUCAUAAAGUACAAUCUAGCCCUUUGGGUCUGGUGAUUCCACCACCCUUAUUCAUGCUGUGUGAUAGGCCCACUGAAAUCAUUUCUACUACUUGCAGAGUCUGGUACUUCACACCAUGAGUAAGGGUAGCAGAAUCUGGCCCUAAAUAAGGCCAUGUCUACAUUAUGGGUGCUUUAGUGGCCUAGGGCUUGUCUACACUUGAAACAGCACAGCUGCAGUGCUUCAGUGUUGACACUACCCCCUACACCAAUGGGAGACGUUCUCUCGUCAGCAUAGGUAAUCAACUUCCCUGAGAGGUGGUAGACUGGGUUGACAGAAUUCUUCUGUUGACCUAGCGCUGUCUGCCCUAGGGUUUAAGUCGGCUUAACUACGUCGCUCAGGGUGUGUAUUUUUUAUAUCCCUGAGGUAGAUAGUUAGGUCAAUGUAACUUUUUAGUGUAGACCAGGCCAUACAUAGCUACAGUGCCAUAGCUAUGCCUCAGUAACCCCAUAGCAUAAAUGCAAACUGCAGUGAUGGAAGGGAUUUUUCCAUCGUUGUAGGAACUCAACCUUCCUGAACGAAGGUAGGUAGGACAACGGAAGCUUUCUUCCAUCCACCUAACUGCGUCUACAUUGAGGGUUAAGUGAUGGGUUUUUCACAUCCCUGAGCACUGUAGUUAUGUUGGCCUAAGUUGUAAGCAUAGACCAGGCCUAAUACUCUUGUGGGCUGGGCAGAACAUCAUUGAAACUGAUGCAUGAAGCAGCAGUCCUUCAUUCAGAAUAAAUGUUAGAAACAAUAGGGGCCUCAAACCAGAACACAAGCACACACAUGUGAGUCUGCUCAGGACUUAGAAUGAUGUGGGCAGAGGGAUCUUGUUGGGUAUUGUUUGGUGGAGUUAUGUGUGUGGGAGAGAGAAGGGAACAGGGAGAAACACCAGAGAAGCAGAGAGAAGGCAGCAAGGAAGCUCCAGAGUCCAGACAAGCACAGUGUGUGGCCCUGAGAAAAGCCUAGAAAGAGUUUUCAAGGUGGGUGCUGCCAAAAAGAAUCUUGAAGCUGUGAGCAAAGCUGUUGUUUGAUUCCUGCUGUGUCUGGGAAACAUGACUUUGUACAUUCUUUGUAAAUAAACAGGAUUACAUCAAAGAAAUACCUGACCCCAUCCUAGUGGAAAAAACCUGCAGGGCCCCAAACUUUGGCCAACCACUCAUGUCAAAAGGGGUAACAAUACUAUCAAAACAAAGGCAUCAAAGUUUAGGCCAGAUUGUGGCCCAUCCUGCAAAAGGGAAUAAGGGAGCAAAAAGUACUCCCUUGCUUCCCUGCAUCAGCUUCCCAUUUUCAAGGGGCUGUUAUACCUUCCCUCUGCAUGCAUGGGCAGGAAGAGAUGGGGAAUAGGCAACCUUAGCACCACUGCUUAGUGUUGGGGGAUGUAUAGGUAUAAAGUUGGGGCAGGGUAUGUCCCCCUCCCUUCACCUGGAGCUGAGGGGACUAGUAGGCACAUUGGCCCAUAUCCUCAAAGGUAAUUAGAUGCCUAACUCCCAUUGAAAUCAAUUGGAAUCAGGCAGUUAAAUACUUAGAGGAUCUCGAGUCUCGGCCAUUUUGACUUCCUCAGUCACAGUCUGCUUCCUGAUGUGCUCUUAGGGUAACACAAUGCAUGGGCCCAUAUGUGGAGCUUAUGCAAAGCCACAAUUGACCCCUUUUGAUUUGCAAUAUCUGUGCUUUAUAACUCCAGCUGUUUAUUGACAAUGAUCAGGUUUUUUUCCUCUUAAUAUUUGCUCCAUUAUUCUCAUAAGAAUAAACAUUACAUUUAAGGGAUCCUUUCAUUUUUUGAACACUGCUAUUACAUUUACUUUCAUCCAGUCUUUCAGUACCUCCUCAUUUGUCAAGAUUUUUCAAAACUGUAUAAUCAGUUCAUUUGCUGAUCCCAUUAAUACUCAACAAUGCAGAUAAUCAAGACUGGCUGAUAUUCUAUGAUUGAAUUUUAUAAAUAUUUCAUUACCUGCUCUUUAUCGUUAGUCUUCAUGGGUCUUCCUUCCGCUCCUCAUUACUGCACAUGUGAGAAGGUGCACUAUGACCCAUCCUAUAAAACCUAAGAUACUGCUAAAGGGAGGAUACUGGACUUGCUGACUCACUUAAGGUUGAUCCAAAACUCAUUGAAGUCAAUGGAAAAACUGGUUGACUUCAAUGAUCUUUGGAUCAGACUUGUAGAGAGGUUAGACACAUGGGUAUAAAACAACAAAAUGAGAUUCAGAUUGGAGAAAUGCAGCCUAAUAUACCUGGGGAAAAAUACAUCCAAAAUAACAAUCUUUAAUGGGAUGGAGAAGCAUAAAAAUCAAUUUGUGACAGAUAUUGCAACUGCAUGCAAUAAAUCCAGCCCCCCAAGGCGCCUGGUGAGCCGGAGACUGAGCAGCGGCAGCAGCAUGGCAGGGGACAGUGAGCAGAGCCUGCAGGAGCACGAGCAGCCUGGCGGUGGGGAGCCCUUCCUGAUCGGGGUCAGCGGCGGCACAGCCAGCGGCAAGUCAUCAGUCUGCGCCAGAAUCGUCCAGCUACUGGGCCAGAAUGAAGUGGAUUAUCGCCAGAAGCAGGUGGUGAUACUGAGUCAAGACAGCUUCUAUCAGGUCCUUACCUCUGAGCAGAAGUCCAAGGCACUCAAGGGCCAGUUCAACUUUGACCACCCAGAUGCCUUUGACAACGAGCUCAUUGUCAAAACGCUCAAAGAGAUCAUGGAAGGGAAGACAGUCCAGAUUCCUGUCUAUGACUUUGUUUCCCAUUCCAGGAAGGAGGAGACGGUGACUGUGUACCCAGCUGACGUGGUCCUCUUCGAGGGCAUCCUGGCCUUCUACACCCAGGAGGUCCGGGAUCUCUUCCGGAUGAAGCUGUUUGUGGACACGGACGCAGACACCCGGCUGUCCCGCAGAGUGUUACGAGACAUCAGUGAGCGAGGCCGGGACCUUGAGCAAAUCUUGUCUCAGUACAUUACUUUCGUCAAACCAGCCUUUGAGGAAUUCUGCUUGCCAACCAAGAAGUAUGCUGACGUGAUCAUCCCCAGGGGGGCAGAUAAUGAAGUGGCCAUAAACCUGAUCGUGCAGCACAUCCAGGACAUUCUGAAUGGAGGACAUAGCAAACGCCAGAUCAACAGCUGCCUGAAUGGCUACACCGCUCCGUGCCAGAGGCAGCCUUCUGAGUCAAGUAGCCGGCCACACUGACCCCAGACAUUGGGGUGAGGUUGGGGGUGGAUGGUGGUUGGGCUCUGCUGCAGCUGAUCUGUCCGUACUGUGUCCAAUCACACUCCCACCCCGAUAUUUAAGAAACCAGAUGGAGACACAUGCCUUUAAUUUUGUAUCUUGGAAAUGAGAGAGGAGCAUCUGGAUUCCCAGAUGCCGCUGGGGAUGCCUACCGCUGGCUUCGCUCAGUAACCACUCCAGCACAGAACCGUCUAUCAAUACAGAAUCGCUCUAUUUUUGUGUAAAAAGAACAAUGUAAAACUACUUGCCAUAAGAUAUUUGCCAGGCUUGGUAUUGCUGAAGGCAGCUGGGACAGGGGGGCGGAGGGGGACACACGGGUGCUGCUGGCAUGGGGAACUGGUAAGUGUGGGAGGGGAAAACUGCAGCAAAGGCUUCAAACUAGGUGACCAAGUGGCUUAGGAGCCAGAAGCAGCCACCCCAUGGCUGGGGCGUGGGUGGAGGCUUGGUGUGGAGCAUACUGUGAUGCUUUUGCUGCUGGCCUGCGUGGCUUGUCACACAGCUGCUGUGCCUGUUCUGCAGGAGGGUGCUGGGUUUGGUUGGUGGGGAGGGGUGGAGUAGGGAUUGAGGGCUGAAACCUUGGCUGCCCUUUCCUACUCUGCUUUCCCUCCCCCAUCCCUGCUAGCUGCCUGCCUUGCCAAGGCUCCCCAGUGCUCCUGCCUGAGUCACUCAGCACUGCCCCUGUCCCUCAGCUGACUUCCUGCUGGCUGUGGUUUUGGGGCUGGAGUGAUUCAUCCCACAAAGAACUGGCUGGGGGGGAGGGGAGGAGAGGAUUUUGAAAGGAUGAAAUUCUGGGCUUGGCUGACAGCUGCUGGUCCUCAGAGUCCUGCCACAUGGCUGGGUGUCAGGAGCACCUCACCCCUGUCUGGCUACAAGUGUCUGGGGGCUUUCCUCGGCUGCCUGGAUUUUGGUAGGGGAAGGCCUGGGGCCAUGGGUAGAGCAAUAUGAUAGACAUGAGUGCGCUCUAGCACCAUCCCUUGGCUAGCUGCUGAAAUAGCAAGAGCGCCAGGUGAGAGCUCGGCAGCGCCUGUGUAGUGUGUGGGGGUGGGGGAAAACGUGCAUGCUGUCUGAAGUGGCCUUGGUCCUCCAUGAGCGGAGUUUGAGCUCAAGCUCUGCUUACAGCAUCCCUGAGGCUGCUCCCCAGCUGGUCUGUGGGGAGAAGAAAGGCAGUUGGGCUAGAAGCUACAGAGCAGCCCCUCCCAGUAAGCCCCGCAGAGUAAUGUUAUACCAGGGCAUUGCAGCAUUGGCACAGGGGUGUGUGUCUCAUGCCCAGCUGGCUGUGAAGAGCCUAGCACUGCUGGCACUCUGGGGCCACCCUAGAUCAAGCUCCUCUGAGACUGGAACCUCUGCCCCCUAGAGAAGCAUGGCCCCAUGACCAGUUUCUACUUGAAACUCCCAGGGCAAACCACUGAGUGCUUUGGCUGGGAUUUGGGCCAGAGGAUCAGAUUGUGUCCACACUCUCCCUGCUACCUGCCUUCUUUGCCAGCUGGUGGGAUCUUCUCCCUGCUGGUGCUGGGCAAAGCAAACUCUUUUCAGGGCCCUCGACUUAGCAUUGGGCUUGCUGUUCGCUCAGAGCCCCCUGGGCACGUGUUCUCUCUCUCCCUAUUACUAGAACAGCAAAGGGCUGAGCAGUCACUGCUAUGGGGAGUACGGUAGAGGGCAGGUCUAGAGGGGCCAUCCUGAUUGGGCUGGGGUGUUAGCCCUCCAAAUUACUUCAGAAUUGGCUUGGUUAAGGAUCUGAGCUGGACUGGACCUGGAGCGAGUUCUCUGCUCCCUGAGAAGGUGCUAAACCCACAUGUGCCUGUAUUCAGACCCCAGCCUGCCAGUAUUGCCUUGGGAGACAGUAUCCCGAAGCACUUGCUCUUUUCACAGAGCUCUGCGGAGACCAAAGCCAUUACAGUUCAUUCCGAGGGGCAGAUGGCCGUGCUGGUGGUGAGUGACUGCCAUGAUGUGACACAGACCAUGGGACUUCAAUUUAGUGCCAGUGCUGCAGCUGUCAGGCACAGCUGUGCUUGAGGGGCUAUCACUGUGGUGAUAGGGACCCCCCCAACCCCAAGAGCCUCCAUGGGGGGGUGGGGAAUGGGAGCAAAGGGAUGGUUCUUCAUGGGGAAGGAGCAGCACUGGAAAGGGUCUCUUCUGCUCAUCUUGGGUUCCCUUAAGAACUGAGGAAUCCCCCAGUGCUAACCUUGUCAUGUCCCAUUGAGCUCUGUGCUGUGGCCUCUGCCCUCAAGCCUGCUGGCACUUUGCUCUCCUUUUGCCUAAGCGGCUCCCCACAUGGGACUGGGUGGCUUCCCAGGGGGCUCACUGUCUUUGUGAGCUGUUCAGUACCAGGCUCCUGUGCUUUGGGGUGAGCCUUCAAAGCUCAGGCUUGUUCUUGUCCCUGUGUGGACAUCUAGAGUCCUGCAAGGCUGCUGCAUGGUCCUGCUCUUGGGCUAACUGAGGAAUAACCUAGAGGCCUGGCUUCUUAGAGAAAAGAGAUGCUUAUUAUUCACCUUCUGCUGGCUCUUCCCUCUCCUCUAGCUGAACCGGGCGUGGGUGGAGGCUUGGUGUGGAGCAUACUGUGAUGCUUUCGCUGCUGGGAGAAGUCGUGGUGUGUGAUAGGCUCUCUGAGACCACAAGGGGGCAAGGAAGGGAAUAGAUGCCCUAAGUCAGCACUGCCAGGGGCAAAACCAUUCCCUCUCUUCCUCUCCUGUCAUGGGAUGAGAAGCCCUUCUCCUCUCCACCCUGUCCAGAAACCCCUCCAACAAACUCCUGAGGCAUGGCAGUCUCCCUACUCCUGAGACCCAGUGACGCCUGGGUUGCCCCAAGAGGACCAGAGGCCAGCACUUAGGUAACAAGUGUCUGGAGCCCUACAGAGGGGGAGAGGUUUCUAGGGGCUGGAGGCUCAGCCUGGGUGAGGUGGCUUUCAAGACUGAUGUACUGUUCUGCCCUUCCCUGUAAAUAAAGAUGAAAUAACUGGA